Penicillium olsonii is the source of this 1215-nucleotide messenger RNA. The record is from the annotation of a GenBank genome assembly. NCBI's taxonomy places the organism in Eukaryota, Fungi, Ascomycota, Eurotiomycetes, Eurotiales, Aspergillaceae.
AUGAGACCUCAAACAGCUUGGCGGUCCAUCGGCCUAUUAAAACGCCACGCCACAGCCCAGCACUCCUUUCUUGGCCGCCGAGCGAUCCAAACGGCCAGUUCUCGGCCGGUCCCGAACUUUGCAUUUGCUUUCGACAUUGAUGGCGUCCUUUUGCGAUCCUCCAAGCCGAUCCCGGGUGCCGCUGACUCCCUAGCAUUGCUGAAGGAACAAGGCAUUCCCUUCAUUCUGCUUACCAACGGAGGCGGCAAACACGAGACAGAUCGUGUCGCGGAAAUCAGCGAGAAGCUCCAGGUUCCUCUGGAUGCGAGCGAUAUCGUACAGAGCCAUUCUCCUUUUGCGGAGCUGGUCAAGGGACCGGACGAGGCGAGCGCACUCGAACACAAAUGUGUUCUGGUAGCCGGUGGUGACGGAGACAACUGUCGACGUGUGGCAGAGCAAUACGGAUUCAAGAAUGUCGUCACACCAGGAGACAUCCUCAUGGCGAAUCCCGCAAUUUGGCCUUUCUCCAAGAACUUCAGUGACUACUACAAGACUUUCGCUCGGCCACUCCCAAGCCCAAUUGAUCCAAACAACCCAGCCAAAAGCUUGAAGAUUGACGCUGUGUUUGUCUUCAAUGACCCUCGAGAUUGGGCCUUGGACACCCAGGUCAUAAUGGAUCUCCUUCUUUCCUCGCAGGGCCGUAUGGGAACCCUUUCUGAAAAGAACGGCCGAACUGACCUCCCCAACCACGGUUACCAACAGGACGGCCAGCCCCAUCUUUACUUUUCUAAUCCCGAUUUGUGGUGGGCUGCUGCCUACCCCUUGCCCCGGCUUGGCCAAGGCGGGUUCCGAGAGGCCCUCGAGGGUGUCUGGGCUGCGACCACAGGAGGCCCCAGCAAGGGCAUUGAGCUGAAGAAGACUGUGAUUGGAAAACCAUACCAACCGACAUAUGAAUUCGCGGAACAUCAAUUACUUCGGAACCGACUGAAGACAUUCGGCAACUCUGCAGAUCUUCCUCCUUUGGAAAGAGUUUACAUGGUUGGUGACAACCCAGAGUCCGACAUUCGGGGCGCCAACUCCUACCGCAGUGGAUUUGGAAGUAGCUGGCAAUCGAUCCUUGUUCGGACUGGAGUAUACAGUGGCGGAGACCCUGCAUACACCCCUCAUACCAUUGCGGACAAUGUACAUAAGGGUGUCCAAUGGGCUUUGAAAAGCUCCAAAUGGCCCGCUGCUUGA